Molecule: messenger RNA, 2043 nt
Organism: Zymoseptoria tritici IPO323
Lineage: Eukaryota; Fungi; Ascomycota; Dothideomycetes; Mycosphaerellales; Mycosphaerellaceae
Exons: 3
Coding region: 1-2043 (680 amino acids)
Biological process (GO): regulation of DNA-templated transcription
Molecular function (GO): DNA-binding transcription factor activity, RNA polymerase II-specific; zinc ion binding
Source: RefSeq, a predicted model, not a curated record
AUGCUGCGAGGUGACUGGCCAUAUCAACUGCAACAACACCCGACGCAUCAGCAGCAGCAGCAGUACAUCAUGCAAGACAACAACGCCAUGACCAUGAACAUAAAUCCAUACAACAGCGCCUCCUUUGGUGCUCACCUGCAGGCGUCGCCCGUCGAGUUCAUGCCCGCGGGUGCGAUGGACAACUUCCCGGUCACCUCUGCCAUGGAUGGCAUCCACAGGCACUCUGUGUCCUCCCACUCAAAUAACUCCGGGAGCUCGCCAACAGGAUCCAUCCUCGAAGUGCAAUCUGUCUCCGACAACGAGGGCUCAUGGUCGAUCGUCAACUUCAAUCCCAACCGUGCAUCUCUCGACUCGUUCGGCACGGUAUCAAACCCUAGCCAGAACCUUCAUAUCCGCACCCACUCAGAGACAUCGUCUGAUGGGCCGCAUUCGGAGCUUUCCGGCAGUUGGGAGGAGGUCGCGCCAUGGCCAACGCAUUCGCCACAUGCGCUCCACGGCCAGGACUUCCUCGACGCACAUUACCUUGCUACUCACGGUGCUCAGCUACAAGAGCUUCACGACCACUGCGACCAUCACCGUGUCACACCCGAAUCAUCGUCUUCCGAGGACAGCCCAUCGACGGGCAACGCACAUUCAUACCACUCGUCCGGCUCCUCAACCACCUCUCCCAAUUCAACAGGUAUUACAUCGCCUCCUCUUCGUCGUCGCAAAUCGCCUCUCGAGGGGAAGACGACCAAGUCUGUCAUCAAGAAGUCACCAACUGGUCGCAAGGACGGCCCGGCAGAGAAGAAGGUUGGCCGGAGACGAGGGCCACUGCGUCCAGACCAGCGCCAGCAAGCACAUGAGAUCCGAAAACUUCGUGCCUGCUUACGAUGCAAGUUCCUGAAGAAGACUUGUGACAAGGGCGAGCCUUGCGGCGGAUGUCGACCGAGUCACGCCCGGUUAUGGAUGGUACCGUGCACACGCAUGGACAUCAAGGACAUUGGCUACUUCAUGAAGGACUGGAAGGCUGACUAUGAGCGCCACUUCAGUCUCGGAUUCAGUGUCGGCAACAUCAAAGGCUUUAGCACAAUUGAGCGUACCCUCUACAUCACUCAUGGCUAUGGACACUACCUUCCCAUCACCGCCCGCGAAGUCUUUGUCCGAGACGAUUCGUGCUUCGGCAUCGACUGGGUCGAGACGACAAGAAGUGUCAAUCCCGUGGAAUUCGACGUCGGCACAGCCAAGCUCUCCGCUGGUAUGGAGGGUGUCAGCACUACACUCCUGUCUGAGUACCUUGACCGCCACCUUGAUACUGGCUUUGAGAAGUUUGUCGACGACUACUUUGAUGGCACCAAGUUCCUCACCGAGAUCCUCAAGACGGCAUAUCGCUACUACCAGAAGGAGAAGACGCCCUCAAUACGAAAGGCGCUCAAGCUCGUCCUCGCCUACAACCUCACAAUGCACGUCACCAUGAUCGAAGGACUCACAGAAGAGGAACAAUUCAAAGGCCGCAUCAACGAUCCAAAGUCAAAGUGGAGUGGCAGCACCGUUGCGCCUGUCAUGAUCAACUUCCAAGUCAAGUGCGCUCUGGCAGACAUGUGGCGCGAACUCCAAAGCGAUAUUCUGGUCGAGCUGUCAUCUCUGUAUCAGUCCGUCUACUCCGGAGAGAAGCUCAAACACUGGCCGACCAUCUUCAUGCUUGCGGCCAUUCUCCUUGCGAUCUGGGAAGAAAUGCAAUUCGACUGCCAUUAUCGUGUGCCGGACGAGCAGGCUGUCAACAAAUUCUGCGAUGACAUGGAGACGACUCCCGUUGGUGUCAUCGUUGGUCUGUUCCAGGCGAUCUCGACCAAGCUACCCGCUCUGCAGGAGUGGGACACGAAGAAGCAUCACCACCUUCUCAAUUCCAACGUCGCUGUGUGUGAUGCUCUGACGGAGGUCAAGGGUCACGUCAACAAAUAUGAGACCUACCUCAAAGACCGCUCUAACGCCAAGUUCAACCCUGACGAUUUCGACUGUCUCACCAACAAGUUCCUCAGCAAGCUGGUCAUCCGCGCGAACUAG